Medicago truncatula (barrel medic) is the source of this 2907-nucleotide messenger RNA. RefSeq names its product probable cyclic nucleotide-gated ion channel 14. The transcript has 7 exons. The record is from RefSeq and is a predicted model, not a curated record. Gene Ontology annotation, biological process: transmembrane transport; monoatomic ion transport. NCBI's taxonomy places the organism in Eukaryota, Viridiplantae, Streptophyta, Magnoliopsida, Fabales, Fabaceae. Bases 278 to 2458 code for a protein of 726 amino acids. Gene Ontology annotation, cellular component: membrane. Gene Ontology annotation, molecular function: monoatomic ion channel activity.
AUGUAUUGUAUAUAUCUUGAAUUCAAUGUGCAUUAUAAUAUACACACAUAGCUGACUAUUUGAGCUAUGUUAGUGGGAGUCCGUUUUGUUGGUUAUUACUUUUUUCAUUUUCUUCAAUAACCUUACUUUGCCUUCAUUGGAAGAAGUUCAUAACACGUUUUGUUGAUCCAACAAGUAAUGUACUAAUAAAAAGGAAACAGUUGACUCCAUUAUGGUAUUGCAACAUUCCAUUAUGUUUGAGUGUGAGCAUUUCAACAAUAAUUCUUCUUAAGAAUUAAUGGAGCUCAAAAAUGAGAAACUAGUCAGGUUCUCCAUUGAUGGAAAGCAUAACCUUGAGAAACCAAUGUCAGUUUACAAGAUUCAGAAAAUUCUUAAUCCGGAAGGCAAAAUUAGUAGCAUUGUUGAUACUGAUAAGAAUGGAAUGAAUAUCAAAUUUCCAACUUUUGAAAAGUUUAAGGUUUUCCAAGAAAAUCAUGAACCAUGGAAGAAGAGAAUUCUUGAUCCAGGAAGCGAUAUCUUUCUGGAAUGGAAAAGGGCUUUCCUAUGUUCUUGCAUACUAUCACUAUUUGUUGAUCCAUUGUUUUUCUAUCUACCAUCUGUAGCAAUAUCAACUAAUAAGAAUUCAUCAUGCAUGGUUACUGAUUUGAAUUUAGGAAUUGUUGUCACAUGUUUUCGGACAUUUGCCGAUGUUUUCUAUCUGCUGAACAUGGUCAUAAAGUUUAGGACAGCCUUUGUGUCACCAAGUUCAAGGGUUUUCGGAAGGGGUGAACUUGUCAUGGAUCCCAGGUUGAUUGCGAGACGGUAUUUGAGAUCGGAGUUUUUCCUAGAUCUUUUUGCUGCAUUGCCACUUCCCCAGAUUGUGAUUUGGUUUAUUAUGCCAGCAAUUAGAAGCUCCCAUGAUGAUCAUACCAACAAUGCUCUUGUACUGAUUGUCCUGCUUCAAUAUGUCCCCAGAUUGUAUAUGAUUUUUCCAUUAAGUUCUCAGAUAGUUAAAGCUACUGGUGUUGUCACAAAGACGGCUUGGGCCGGAGCUGCUUACAAUCUUUUACUUUACAUGUUAGCAAGUCAUGUCUUAGGGGCAUCGUGGUAUUUGUUGUCAAUUGAAAGGCAUGCUACUUGCUGGAAAUCUGAAUGCAGAAAUGAAAACUUACCUGUGAAAUGUAUUCUUAACUACUUGGAUUGCAGUACUAUAAACGAUGGCGAUCGCGUGAAGUGGGCAAAUACUACUUCUGUGUUUGGUAACUGCAAUCCUGAAAGUAGCAAAGUUUUCAACUAUGGAAUUUUUGGAAAUGCCGUGCAAAAUAAUGUUCUCUCCUCUAUGUUUAUAGAGAAGUAUCUCUAUUGUUUGUGGUGGGGGUUGCAGAACUUGAGUUCUUAUGGCCAGAGUUUGACUACAAGCACAUUUGUUUGGGAAACUGCAUUUGCAAUACUCAUAGCUAUCUUAGGUCUGGUUUUGUUUGCUCACUUAAUCGGCAACAUGCAGACCUAUUUGGAAUCUAUUACUGUGAGGCUUGAAGAGUGGAGGCUCAAGCGACGUGACACAGAAGAAUGGAUGAAACACCGGCAACUCCCACAAUUUCUCAGAGAGCGCGUCCGAAGAUUUGUUCAGUACAAGUGGCUUGCAACUCGAGGUGUUGACGAAGAAACAAUCCUGAGAGGCCUCCCUACAGACCUUCGUAGAGAUAUCCAACGCCACCUUUGCUUAGACCUUGUUCGACGUGUUCCCUUUUUCUCACAAAUGGAUGAUCAACUACUUGAUGCAAUAUGCGAGCGAUUGGUAUCAUCCUUGAGUACUCAAGGCACAUACAUUGUCAGAGAAGGAGAUCCAGUUACCGAGAUGCUUUUUAUCAUCAGAGGGAGACUUGAAAGCUCAACCACAAAUGGGGGCAGAACUGGUUUCUUUAACUCUAUUACCUUAAAGCCUGGUGAUUUCUGUGGAGAAGAGUUACUUGCUUGGGCAUUGCUUCCAAAAUCUACUCUCAACUUGCCUUCUUCUACGAGAACAGUUAAAGCUCUUGUUGAAGUUGAAGCCUUUGAACUUAGAGCAGAGGAUCUUAAAUUUGUCGCAAAUCAGUUUCGACGUCUCCACAGCAAGAAGUUACAGCAUACAUUCCGUUUCUACUCUUACCAUUGGAGGACGUGGGCUGCUUGUUUCAUUCAGGCUGCUUGGCGCCGGUUCAAGAAGAGAGCAUUGGCAAGUAGUCUUAGCUUGAGGGAAUACAAGUCCUUCAUUGAUGAACAAGCAAUAUAUCAAAUGGAGGAACACGAGGAAGAAGAGCACCGCAGUUUGGUGAAUUCAAACACCGCACAAGUAAAACAGAAUCUAGGUGUCACUAUACUGGCUUCAAGAUUUGCUGCAAACACAAGGAAAGGGGUUCAGAAGAUCAAGGAUGCAGAGAUGCCCAAGUUGCAAAAGCCUGAAGAGCCAGAUUUUUCGGUAGAGCCUGAAGAUGAUUAAGCUCAAUACUACAAGGGCCAACACCUGGAGUUUGAUAUAAUCUUCAUGAGUAAAAAGUAUCAUUCAUCUUUUGAAUGAGAACAGUCUGUUAUAUAUCUAUAAUAUGUGUGCAUCAGUUGUUUGUUGGCGGAAAAGCUCUCAGGUUGUCUUUUUUGAGUGAUGAUUUCCAUCACAGUUAACCUAGUUGAAGGCUUCUUGCAACCAGUUGCUUUUGUUCACGUGGUCAGCUUGUAAAUCUCCUUCACAGAAUCAUUUGUCCUCCUGUAUAUUAGAAUUUCUUGACAUACCAUGCCACUUGUAUAUUACACUGCACUAUUGUUAGCAUAUUUAUACUUUAUGUUCCUGUCUUAAGACAUUUUGUGUUUGAUUAAUGUUUUUGUCUUGUAAUUUAAACUUUUGGUGGCAUUUUGAAGAUUACUUUAUUUGAUGACUAAAAACGUUAUCCUGAA